UGUGCGGAGCCGGAAAUGGAGAGACCGGAAGAGGCGGGGACUCCUUGGACCGGAAGAGGGGUCUGGCCGGAAGUGGAGUGGCGGCAGCGUGGGCUAGCCAUGGGUCGGAAGAAGAAGAAGGGGUCUGGAAGCGCUGCAUCACGGCUGGUGGUGACUUUUGAUGAGGAGAGGCGGAGGGAGUACCUGACUGGCUUCCAUAAACGGAAGGUGGAGCGGAGGAAGGUGGCCCUGGAGGAGAUCAAGAGGAAGCUGAAGGAGGAGCAGAGGAAGAUGAAGGAGGAGAGGCACAAGGAGUACCUGAAGAUGCUGCGCGAGCGGGAGGAAGCUCUUGAUGAGUUUGAUGAACUGGAGCACUUGGUGACAUCGCGGACGGAGUCAGUGAACAUUGACCACCCAAACCAUAUUGUAACAGUCACAACCAUCAGUGACCUGGACCUCUCAGGUGCACGCCAGCUGGGACUGACCACCUCUGAGGGAAAAAGUGAUGGUUCAGAAGAAGAGAAGGGGGAAGAGGUGGUGAACAAGCCUGCUACAGCAAUGCCCAAGAAGUCCAGAAACCCUUUCCUAUCUGAAAAGAUCUCUUCUCUUACUGCUACGCUGCACAUGCACAGCCGGAAAAAGAAGAAAGGAAAGCGACCCCAACGUGGGCAAGGUCCAUUUAAGAAAAUCCAGAAACCCACCAUGAGGCGAACCACUAAGACUCAGCGACGGAGGCUAACGGGUAAAAUGGGCCGCGACCAAGAUUAAUGGAGAGCCAGGUGCUCAGAGCUGCAGCUGGGACUGUUUUCAGCAGCUGGGCUGCUGUUCUUUGUGACCCCUUCAUAAUGAUCAAGGACCUUGUUUACUUGGCUCUCUGAGCCCAGUUCAGCCUUACUCACCUGCUAUGUGUUGGCCACAGGCACGAGACACUGCAUUUAUUUUGCAGUGGUCUCCAAUUAAGUAUGUAGGUGCCACAGAAUCUCUGAAAUCUUCUGUUGGAGGUCAGAUUCUCUGUAUGGCAUAACCCUUAUCUGACUUUAUCAAAGGAGAGAAUCUAAAGCUGAAUGCAAUGGACACACUGUCAGGGGUCUGAGACUGGGAAGAGCUCCGCUUCCACUUGUGAACCAAUGCAUUGCUAUUUCUGCAGUGCAGUAAAUUCUUUUUCCAGGAAGAUAUGGUGUCAUCUUGUCUCAUGUUUCUUCUUCUGUGCCACAGCUGAAUGCAGGGAUACUUUUUCUUUUUUGAUUGGUAGCCCUGCCUGUGGCAGAGGGGUUGGAGAUUCAUGAUCCUUGAAGUCCCUUCCAACCCAGGCCACUCUGUUAUUUUUGGUAUCUAUCCCAAAUGAAAUGUAGUAAGUUUAUUCUGUGAAGACAUUUUGCUAAGAGAAAUACGUGGCUUAUACUUAUAGGUGCUGUUAUAACUGAAGCAUAACAGCAACUAUGUUAAUACCAGUACCAGCUGGAAAGAGGGUUAAUGAUUCCUAUUGCUGGAAAAAAAAAAAAAUCUUUAAAAUCUACUGGUGCUCAGGAAAGGGAAUAGCUAGGAGCUGUUUUUGUGGUAAUACAGAACCCGCCAGAGCAGGAAUGGCUCAUUCCAUUGUCUGCUGAAUGUGCCGAUGUUAAUUCCGAUAGCUCAGAGGAGUAUGAAAUCCCUUAAUGCCCUUGCUGCAUGUGUGUGGCCUUCUCUGGGAUGGGAGUGGCAGAGGCUGUGUGUUACCUCAGAGCGGCUGCCUUCUGCUUGGAAACCUUGGUAUGUGUGUUUUAGCAUGGAUGUCUUCAAGAGAAGGGAAAAAGAAGUCACCAUGCAUCUGCAUGGCUGGGGUAAGGAAUGCUUCUGGUUAAAUAAAGUCUAGCUUCAGAGGAGAGAAAAGAGCCUGAGCAGCACACUGACGUCUGUCAUGGAGUGUCUGUAGGAUGCAGUGAUCAUCCUGCCUCUGCCAGGUUCUGACCAGCACCUGGAUGGGGCAUCUUCCCUUACAAUGUGUGUGCUGGCAUGGCACACAGAAAUGACAAAGGGGAAGAAGGCCUUUGUGGCCAAAACCCAUGCAGAAAAUUGGAAACAUGGCAGUAGGUGAGUAAGCAAAUUGCCUGUGCUAGAAAUAGGAGGGAAAAAGAAUAACAGGUGUUGGAGGCCUUGUGGAAGCAGCAGCUUACUAGCGUGUUCCUGUCUCACCUUCUCAUGUUAGGUGUUUCAGAGAUACAGAAAUACAACUUAUGGGCAAGGCUGACAGUCUGAUGGCAUGCUUGGAUCCUAGCUGUCAGGGUUGUACAGCAGCUUUUCCUCUUUCCUUGGUGCCUCAUGGUGCCUCAGAGUGACCAGAGGCACAAUGAGACUUGUACUUUGCCUCCCAAGGAGUUUGCCCUGAAGCUGGAAUGGCCACUGUUUGCAGUCCAUGUGUUUGUCAUGCUGCAAAACCUGCUGAAACGUGGAGUGUGAACUUUGGGUUGGGUUUGUGGAAGCCUGGAAUGACAGUGGGACAGUGUUGAAAUACCUCAUUAUAAGCCUGAUGGGAUGUUAAGAGCAACAUCAAGGUAUUUGUUAUUUUGCUGCCAGGUGAUUUAGAAGAAUUACUGGCCCUAAUAACUUCUGAGCCUUUCUCAAGCCACAGCUGAAAUCCUGAAAAGCCUUCCAUGCUCAGGGGAAAAAAAUUUAAAAAAGCAAAAAAAAAAAAAAAAA
Phasianus colchicus (ring-necked pheasant) is the source of this 2655-nucleotide messenger RNA. RefSeq names its product nucleolar protein 12 (gene NOL12). Gene Ontology annotation, cellular component: nucleolus. The record is from RefSeq and is a predicted model, not a curated record. Gene Ontology annotation, molecular function: rRNA binding. Lineage: Eukaryota; Metazoa; Chordata; Aves; Galliformes; Phasianidae.